AUGAAGUGCUUUGAGACUUGUUGCCUUUUGCCUCUUCUUCCUGCCAACGUGACCCUGGGAGGGGAGCAGCAAUGUGUAUGGAGUAAAGUGGAGAAGCUUCUUGAAGCUGAGAUCUGGGGCUCCAAAUACCUUGGUGUUCAUGUGUCAUCAGCUGACUUGCUGUUGAAAAGAAUCAAGAAUGCAGAACACUCCUUUGUGUCUAGUAACUGGACCCUGUGGACAUAUGGCAGGGUGAUGUGCCGCGUUAUCCUGCCUGUGUCUGUGGAGGAGUAUCAAGUGGGACAGCUGUAUUCUGUGGCAGAAGCCAGUAAAAAUGAAACUGGUGGAGGUGAAGGAGUGGAGGUCCUGGUUAACGAACCCUAUGAAAGAGAUGGAGAGCGUGGGCAGUACACACACAAGAUCUACCACUUACAGAGCAAAGUGCCAACAUUUGUGAGAAUGUUGGCCCCUGAAGGAGCUCUGAAUAUACAUGAAAAAGCAUGGAAUGCUUAUCCCUACUGCAGAACUGUUAUUACAAAUGAGUAUAUGAAGGAUGACUUCCUGAUCAAAAUUGAAACCUGGCAUAAAUCAGAUCUUGGAACACAAGAGAAUGUUCAUAAACUGGAGCCAGAUGUAUGGAAGAAUGUAGAAGCUAUUUAUAUAGACAUUGCUGAUCGGAGUCAAGUACUUCCCAAGGAUUACAAGGCAGAAGAAGAUCCAGCAAAAUUUAAAUCUGUCAAGACUGGACGUGGACCGCUGGGUCCCAACUGGAAGAAGGAGCUGGGGAAACAGACAGAUUGUCCAUACAUGUGUGCUUACAAACUGGUAACAGUCAAGUUCAAGUGGUGGGGUCUGCAAAAUAAAGUUGAGAACUUUAUACAGAAGCAAGAAAAGCGUCUCUUCACAAACUUCCAUCGGCAGCUCUUUUGCUGGCUUGAUAAGUGGGUUGAUCUGACUAUGGAGGACAUUCGUAGGAUGGAGGAGGAGACCAAGAGACAGCUGGAUGAGAUGAGAGAAAAAGAUCCAGUGAAAGGAAUGACGGCUGCAGAUGACUAA
Messenger RNA from Charadrius vociferus (killdeer), 1035 nucleotides. It is a transcript of the gene PITPNA, whose product is annotated as phosphatidylinositol transfer protein, alpha. The record is from RefSeq and is a predicted model, not a curated record. Gene Ontology annotation, molecular function: phosphatidylcholine intramembrane carrier activity; phosphatidylinositol binding; phosphatidylinositol transfer activity. Bases 1 to 1035 code for a protein of 344 amino acids. Gene Ontology annotation, biological process: phospholipid transport. NCBI's taxonomy places the organism in Eukaryota, Metazoa, Chordata, Aves, Charadriiformes, Charadriidae. Gene Ontology annotation, cellular component: cytoplasm. The transcript is spliced from 11 exons.